AUGUCCGAACAACAAAACCACAUACCCCAAGCACCGACAAUAGAGGCCACCGCUUCCGAUCCCACCACACAAAAGGUGUCUGACCAAAAACCAGAAUCCUCUGAUUCACCAAAAUCUACGACCUCUACCCCAAACAGUCAGAAACAAUCACAAUACAACGCAGCCAGUGCCACCAAUGGAGGCAGAGAGAUCUCCAAGAAGAUUCUAUAUGUGGGAGGCUUAGUGAAGUCGGUCGAAGAGACUGAAUUAAAGGAGUUGUUUGGCACUGGUGACGUGUUUUCGGUCAAGAUCUUGAAUGACAAAAACAAGCCCGACCUCAACUAUGCAUUUAUAGAGUUCCACGACGAAUCAGGGGCUGAAAAGGGAUUGACCUCCAUGAAUGGAAAGGCUCUUCAUGACAACGAGCUUAGGAUCAAUUAUGCAUUUCAGUCGGCCACCUUUUCCACGGCUCAGAACCCGGAACAACCAGUUUACAACAUCUUUGUCGGCGAUUUGUCCCCAGAAGUUGACGAUGAAGCCUUGCAAAAAUGUUUCUCCGUAUUCAACUCCCUAAAGCUGGCUCACGUAAUGUGGGAUAUGCAAACUUCAAGAUCCAGAGGUUAUGGUUUCGUUACUUUCAACACGCUAUCGGAUGCUGAGUUGGCUUUGCUGACUAUGAACGGAAAACCUCUCAGCGGAAGGAACAUAAGAUGCAAUUGGGCCAGUCAUAAGCAGAACAACAAAGGCGGCCAUCCCCAUUCGAACAAUAAUAUGCGCCACGACAACCACCCACCGGCUAACUACAACAACUACAACAACUAUAACAACCACAACAGGGGGCCGCGCCAAUAUCGUGGCUACCAAAGUCCCAAUCCAAUUUUAAAUGGAAACGGUCACACAAAUGGCCAUAUGCCUCAACCAUUCGAGCCAUCGCCCUUUCCAAUGGCUCUGCCGCAGAUCUCAGAUGGCUCACCGAUGUUUGGCGGCCCUGCAAUCAAUGGCGCUGUAAUGUCACCUCAGUCUUACGAUAUCGUUCUAAGACAAACGCCAUCUUGGCAAACCACAGUGUAUUUGGGCAACAUUGCUCACUUUACUCAGCAAGACGAUCUAAUCCCAUUGCUACAAAACUUCGGCUUCAUCGUUGAUUUCAAGUUUCAUCCCGAAAAAGGAUGUGCUUUUGUCAAGUAUGACACCCACGAAAGAGCUGCCUUGGCUAUUGUACAGUUGACUGGCUUUUCUGUCAAUGCAUUCGACAAGUUGUCUUAUCAGCAGUUUCUCGAGAAUCACGUCUCCGGGAAGAUCUCCCUCAUUUCCUCGAUCGCCAAACGAAACAAGGGUGCCACCACAGCCAUCGCCAUAUUAGUAGCCUCCGUCGCUAUUUUUUUCCCACUUGCGUUCAACGUUCCCCAAAUCUUUAAUAAAGUGCUAAGCUCAAUGAACUCAAACUACAGAUUCUUAUCCUCCACUGGCUUUGGCUCCCGUUUCGGUGGCUCGGGUACGUCCUCCAGCUCCCGGGAGACUCUUUUUGCUAUGAAAAAUGGUGGUGAACUAGGUGGUAUCAGUAAUGACGGCAAUACCUGUUUCAUGAACUCCGUCAUUCAAUCGUUGGCAUCGUCAAAGCAACUCACACAAUUCAUCGACAGAAAUAUCAACACAGAAGUACAACUCAUGGCUGAUGCCAACAUUCCAGUUUCCCGCAUGAGUCAGCUCCGCACAAAUUUAGUUUUUACUAGAGCUCUCAAAAAGUUGCUCGACGAUGUAAAUGGUGCUUAUGGCUCGAGAGGUAAGGAAUUCAGCACCAGAGGUUUACUUAAUAAGAUGCCUAAUGGUCCCAAACAGAACUUCUUCACUGGAUAUAGUCAGGAAGAUGCUCAGGAAUUUUACCAGCUCGUGAUGAGAAUCGUCGAGAAAGAGUACAAGAGUAUCUCGAAGUCGAGAGAGGCUACACCCGAGCCUGAAUCUGAGAAUGAACUGAAGGAUGAUCUGGUGAAGUUCAUUGAUGCAAAACUUCUCACCAGGUUACCAUUCGGAUGUGAUAACCUCGGCAAACUCGGAAAAGUCUACGUUCCUGCUCAUCAAGUCGAUCCUAACAUACCUGACAACGAAGGUAAGGUGCUCCCUCUUGAGCUCGUCACUCCAGUGGAUGGUGUAUCUGCCGAACGUAUUGGAUGUCUUACCUGCGGUGAGGUCGGAGGCAUUCGCUACUCUGUGUUGAGUGGUUUGAGUUUGAACUUACCUUACGAUGCCUCAAGCUAUAGUAACUUCACCUUGCACCAACUCCUCAAUGAGUGGAGCAAACCUGAGAUGAUUGAUGAAGUGAACUGUAACAGAUGUGGCUUGAUUCAAACAAAGGAAUUUCUCUCCGACAGCAUCAAGAGUAACUCAAAUGAGCGUUUGAGUGCUGAUUUCCAGAAGCGUAUCAGCGAGAUUGACGCCGAACUUGCCAAAGACCACAUCUCUGAUGAGGUUUUCGAGCGUCUUACUACUAAGAGCAUGAUCAGAAAAACGACGAAAACUAAGCAGGCCCUUUUGAGCAGACCUCCGCCAUUACUUUGCAUCCACAUUAAUCGUUCCGUGUUUGACCCACGCACCUACAUGAUUGUCAAAAACUCCAAAACGGUGAGGUUCCCUAUCAAGCUUGAUCUCAAUCCAUAUGUCGCUGAGCCAAAGGAUGUCAACAUGGAUGCUAGACUCCCAUUUAGAAAGCAAGACUCCACAUCGAAUGGCAUCCCCAACGAGCUCGAUUCCGAAGAUGAGAAAGAAGCUUCACAGCCCAACUCAAAUGUGCCUCAUCUGGCUAAUCCAGAUCUUCUAUACAACCUUAAGGCGGUGAUCUCUCACUAUGGUACUCACAAUUAUGGUCACUACAUUUGCUACAGGAAAUACCGUGGUACUUGGUGGAGAAUCAGUGAUGAAUCAGUCUACGUUGUGAAUGAGGCAGAAGUUUUGAGUUCCCAGGGAACUUUCAUGUUAUUCUAUGAGUGGGAUGAUCAGGUGGUCGAGAACUUGGUUCAGCUCGACGAUGAGGAGCUUGAGAAAGAAGCCGAAGCAUCUGAGGUUCAGAAUAAUAAGCUCGACGACUCUCAAAAUAUAGAUGAGCCACUGCUGUCACUGUCUGACGAGGAGGAAGAGAGCGAUGUCAUGGACGAGCUCAAGAUAGAGAAGUCAAACUCCCACGAAUCAGCUACCAGCGAUGGAGCCGUCGACGCUACAGCUAAAAAUGUUGAAGAUGCAACAUCGUUUCAGGAUCAAUACCGAUUGGGCGAAGAAAGAGCCUUCCACGUUUAA
Messenger RNA from Candidozyma pseudohaemuli, 3267 nucleotides. RefSeq lists its product as uncharacterized. NCBI's taxonomy places the organism in Eukaryota, Fungi, Ascomycota, Pichiomycetes, Serinales, Metschnikowiaceae. Gene Ontology annotation, molecular function: RNA binding; cysteine-type deubiquitinase activity; cysteine-type endopeptidase activity. Gene Ontology annotation, biological process: protein deubiquitination. The transcript has 2 exons. The record is from RefSeq and is a predicted model, not a curated record. Bases 1 to 3267 code for a protein of 1088 amino acids. Gene Ontology annotation, cellular component: cytosol; nucleus.